Molecule: messenger RNA, 865 nt
Organism: Mus musculus (house mouse)
Lineage: Eukaryota; Metazoa; Chordata; Mammalia; Rodentia; Muridae
Product: RIKEN cDNA 2410137M14 gene
Exons: 4
Coding region: 96-584 (162 amino acids)
Cellular component (GO): membrane; lumenal side of endoplasmic reticulum membrane; phagocytic vesicle membrane
Source: RefSeq, marked validated
GCAUUUGGAGGAGCUGAUGCGCCUCGCCAGGAGGAUCUUAAUACUCGGUCAAAUCGAACUGUGGACCCUGUUCGGCUAUCAUAGCCAGAGAGAGAAUGACUCCCCCCAAAACAAAUGUGGCCCAUCAUUCAACGCUUGAAGGUGAUGUCACCCUGAGAUGCUGGGCCCUGGAUUUCCACCCUGCUGUCAUCAUCCUGACCUGGCAGAGGGAUGAGAAGGACCUGACUCAGGACAUGGACCUUGUGGAGACCAGGCCUGCAGAGGACGAAGCCUUCCAGAAGUGGGCAGCUGUGGUGCUGCCUUCAGGAGAAGAGCAUAAAUACACAUGCCAUGUGCAACCUGAGGGGCUGUCUGAACCUCUCAUCCUGAAAUGGAGUAAAGAGCCAUCUUUUUCUCCCACCACACCCAUCACGGGGAUCACUGCUGGUCUGGUUCUCCUUCCAGUUUUGGUCACUGGAGGUCUGUCUGCAACCAUACCCCUGGAAUAUUGCCUGAGGUCUAGGACUAAGAGUUUCCUCUGGAACCAAAUCGUUCUGCAUUCUGUUCUCUGCCUUUAUCCUCCCAGAGAUGGAGAAGGAUGUUAACUUUAUUAUUUUUAUCAUUUUAUCUCCACCCCUUAACCUCAAGUCCCAGCACUGAAAGUCUCGAAAGGAAACAGAGACCUAGUCCCUCCCUCAUUCUGUUAAACAACCCAGCAGCUGGGCACAGCCUGAGUCCUUGGCUCCACUGUGGCGGGAGUCCUGUAUCUUGCAUCGGAUCUGGUGGUGUUUGGCUUUUGUAUUCUGUCCCUGGAUAUGAAGGCUCAAGUUUGGAGUUUUGGAUUUUUCUAAGAUUAAAAAAAAAAUCUGUGAGGCUCUAAUGUCCC